AUGCCGCUCCAAUGCGAUGACAAUCGAGCCUCACUGCACGCUACAUCGUCCAGUGUAAAUCUCAAUUUUCCAUUUGAGGUUAAAUCCAACCCGAGUCGCCGCCUCGGCGCUCGCGACUUGACAAGGAAUUUACAUUUUCGCAUCAGUGUUCCGCAUAUCAUCAAUCUGGCAAUCAGCGCUAAGCGCUCCAGCCCCGCGUGGGGACUUGGUCAGCUGGAGGCCAGAGAUCCCAAACGUAGGCAUGAGUUUGAUUCCUACGCAAACACUGAUCGCCACCCACGCAAAGAAAAGAUGUCGAAUUCCGAGUUGUCGCCUAUCCCGACUACGAUGCGGCAGCGCGUCAUUGACUAUAUAACCCAACUCCAGAACGACAUCGUCAGUGCUCUUGAGGAUGCCUCAGUCUCUCCGUGUCAGUUCAAACGCGAUACCUGGUCACGUCCGCAAGGCGGUGGUGGCAUCUCGCGCACACAUGCCUCUUCCGGAGAUGAUGCCACCUACGAAAAAGCCGGCGUCAAUAUCUCCAUGAUCCACGGCACACUCCCCCCAGCUGCGAUCAAGCAAAUGAGCAGUGAACAUUCAUCCCUGAAUGUCAAUACUACGACUGCCCUUCCCUUCUUUGCUGGCGGCAUCAGCUUAAUCGUACAUCCGCGCAAUCCGAAUGCACCAAGUGCGCACGCAAACUACAGGUACUUUGAGGUAAUGGAUUCCACAGAGAAGGAUGCAAAGGUUGUCGGGUGGUGGUUCGGUGGCAUCACAGAUCUCACGCCAUCAUACCUGUUCGAGGAGGAUGCGAAGGAGUUCCAUGAGACGCUGAAGGCGGUUUGCGACGCCUAUGGGACAGCCCUGUAUCCCAAGUUCAAGCAGUCUUGCGACGAUCAUUUCUUUAUUCCCCAUCGCAAGGAGUAUCGUGGUAUUGGAGGGAUCAGAUUUGAUGACCUAAACGACGAGAUGAACACUAUUCUAGGCUCGGUAGAUGGGGAAGCCCGCCCCCGCACAGCAGAUGACAUAUUCGCAUUCGUACGUGCUCUCGGAGAUGUAUUCACCUCCUCCUAUAUGAGCAUUCUCAAUCGCCGGAAAAUCAUGCCUUCAGAUGAACGCAUGCGCCGUUGGCAGCUUCUCCGACGUGGGCGAUAUGUUGAAUUUAACCUCGUUUGUGAGAGGGGAAUUAAAUUUGGAUUAGCUGCACCCGGAGUCAAUGUGGAGAACGUGCUGAUGGGAAUGCCAGAAAUGGCAAGAUGGGAGUAUAUGUCAGAUAUGUUUGAAGAAAGUGGUUCGGCCGAAGGAAAGAUGAUGGAGGUGCUCAGGUCCCCGAAGUCUUGGGUCCGGGAUUGCUAG
This is a messenger RNA of Suillus plorans, 1335 nucleotides long. Its product is annotated as Coproporphyrinogen III oxidase. Gene Ontology annotation, molecular function: coproporphyrinogen oxidase activity. NCBI's taxonomy places the organism in Eukaryota, Fungi, Basidiomycota, Agaricomycetes, Boletales, Suillaceae. The transcript has 3 exons. The record is from RefSeq and is a predicted model, not a curated record. Bases 1 to 1335 code for a protein of 444 amino acids. Gene Ontology annotation, cellular component: mitochondrial intermembrane space; cytoplasm.